This is a messenger RNA of Lucilia cuprina (Australian sheep blowfly), 1723 nucleotides long. It is a transcript of the gene vih, whose product is annotated as ubiquitin-conjugating enzyme E2 C. The record is from RefSeq and is a predicted model, not a curated record. The coding region runs from base 227 to 766 and encodes 179 amino acids. NCBI's taxonomy places the organism in Eukaryota, Metazoa, Arthropoda, Insecta, Diptera, Calliphoridae. The transcript has 2 exons.
AGAGAUUUCAAAAUGCAAAGCGUACAAAGAGAAGAAAGCGAAUAGACAACAUAGAGUGAAGAAAAGAAAACCAUACGAAUUUUUGCUUGGAAAAAAUCCAUAAAAUUGCACAAAACAAAAAAGUAUACAAACAAGGAAAAAAUCAUUGAAAGCUGAAAGGAAAAAUUAACAUUCGAUUAAAUUUUAUUACACAAAAUCUAUAGAUAAAUUGAAGAAUAAUAAAAAAAUGGCACAAAAUAUAAGUCCUGAACAUAGUGGACUCUCAGGCGGUUCUCAGGGUGUUAAGCAUAAUGAUGAUUCAGUACCUAUAAAGGAUAAUCAUGCUGUUAGUAAAAGACUGCAAAAAGAACUGAUGAGUUUAAUGAUGACCACCGAAAAGGGCAUAUCGGCCUUUCCCGAUGGUGAGAAUAUCUUCAAGUGGAUUGGCACCAUAGCCGGACCUGUGAAUACAGUCUACGCUACACAAAAAUAUCGUUUAUCAUUGGAAUUUCCCAAUUCGUAUCCGUAUGCACCGCCAGUAGUAAAAUUUCUAACACCCUGCUUUCAUCCUAAUGUGGACUUACAAGGUGCCAUUUGUUUAGACAUAUUAAAGGACAAAUGGUCUGCUUUGUAUGAUGUACGCACCAUCCUCUUGUCCAUACAGUCUCUAUUGGGUGAGCCCAACAACGACAGUCCCUUGAACGCGCAGGCAGCGAUGAUGUGGGCCGAUCAGACGGAGUACAAAAAAUACCUUGAUGCAUUCUAUGAAAAACAUCAAGAUACAUAAAUAAGUUUUCAUUGAUUACACGUCAUCAUCCCCUUCAAGCUAAAACAAACAAUUUAUACCAAGCCAUCCUUUUUAUUGAUUUUAGAGCAAAUGUUUGUGUGUAUGGGAAUUUUUAUGUUUUAUUGCAACUAAUUGUUUAAAACUAGUUCUAUUUAGCAUUAUUUCUUAAACGUCAUUAAUUUCUUUUGAAUCUUUAGCCUUAAAAAAAGUUGUAAUAGAGUUGGUUGCCUCCCCCUCAUAUCAUGCAGUUUAAAUUUAGUUGAAUCUCUUUUUUUAAACAAAUCUUAUACUACUUGGAAAAUCUUUAUUACGAAGCUUAAAAACUUGAAAUUUUUAUUAUUAUAAUUUAUAUUUUAUUUGCAUUUUUCUUAAUUCAAAACAAAAACAUUGACUUCACUAAGUAUUAAUUCAAAAUUUUUUUAUCGAAGUCUUUUAUUUCGAAAUUUUAUUGUCUUUGAGAUUUAAAACUAAAAACAUACCAAUAAAAAUAUUGUAACAUCUUUUAAGUUUAUGUUAAAAAAUUGUAUUUCAAUUCUAGUGCCCAACAAAAAUUUACGUGGAAAGUUAACCCGCUUUUAGUUUUUAUUAGGGUGAUCGACUAGGGGUUUCAACCGGUUAAUAAGCACAGUUUUGAAUACUAUUUGCUUUAUAUGAGAUACCCGGUUUUUGGAUAUCUGUAGAAUAAUCGAUCACCUUUCUAUUUAUACAUUGGAAUUUGUGUAAGUCCAUGUCAUAAAAAUUUUUCGCUGGAUUGGUUCUUUGUUUUGCAGGGUGUCAAGUGUUUGGAGAAAGUGUGGUAAAAUAUUUAUAUAUUGCCUUGGGGAACUCCUGACCAACCUGCAGUAAAAUUAUAACAAAAUUGCUUGAAGUAUUGCCCAAAAGCCAUUUCCAAAUUAUUUUGUAGUUUACUUAAUUUUUAUAUAAAUACAAUAAAAUUUCUUUAUUUCUAACAACACA